Symbiodinium sp. CCMP2456 is the source of this 582-nucleotide messenger RNA. NCBI's taxonomy places the organism in Eukaryota, Dinophyceae, Suessiales, Symbiodiniaceae. The record is from the annotation of a GenBank genome assembly.
GAGGGACACGAAGGACGCAGCUUGGCCAUACAAUGGCCGGGCUCGCCGAUCGAGGCUCCGGGGCAUUCGCCGACAGCCGCCAUAUCCUCAAGCUCUCCACAGGCAUUUGCCGGGUCACCGGCAGCAGCCUCCCCUGGCAAGAUCGCCGCGCCGCUGCGCGAUCCGCUUCAGACGGCCCAGUGGCCCGCUUCACCGGGCGAGGCUCGCAGCCCAUCUACGGGAUCUGUGGCGAAUGGCAUGCAGACCUCAACAUCUCCAGUGCAGGCGCCGGCAUCUGGAACAGCGCAUCCUCGUCCGUGGGCCACAGGGCCUUCCGAGGCCUCACACCCCGGCAUCGCAAACGGCUCGCCAACUGCAAGCUCACCAGUGCAGGCCGGCGGCCCUGGGCAGUGGCCGGCAUCACCUUUUCAGGGGGCAUCUCCUGCAGCACUGAGUGGCAGCCUUGCUGGACAAUGGCCUGCGUCACCCUCGGAGGCUUCCGCGCCCGAGACUGGCCUCGGCCAGUGGCCGCUUCAAGAGGCGUCUUCUGUGCCCCGGCCCAGCAACAACCCAGCCGGACAGUGGCCUGAGAUGCCUGCACAG